This is a messenger RNA of Trichomycterus rosablanca, 2392 nucleotides long. RefSeq lists its product as uncharacterized. NCBI's taxonomy places the organism in Eukaryota, Metazoa, Chordata, Actinopteri, Siluriformes, Trichomycteridae. The transcript has 4 exons. Gene Ontology annotation, biological process: negative regulation of T cell proliferation; cellular response to lipopolysaccharide; positive regulation of T cell proliferation. The record is from RefSeq and is a predicted model, not a curated record. The coding region runs from base 12 to 920 and encodes 302 amino acids. Gene Ontology annotation, cellular component: external side of plasma membrane.
UGAACAUUGAUAUGAGAUUUAAAAUUUCAUUACUAAUAGGAUUCUUUUCACUUCUGUUUCUUCUGGACAGAGUUUCCUCUUACACUGAGUUUGAGAUUUCAGUGCCCACUCAUGUCCAGAAUGGUUUAUACGGUGAGUCUAUGAUUUUGUUCUGCACGUUUCCGGUGGACAGCUCAUGGGACCUCUAUAGCAGUGUGAUAACCUGGCAACGUCACCUAGAGGUCAUCCACAGUUUCUACUACGGCCAAGACCAGCUGCAGCACCAGAGCCAUCGAUACAGGAACCGGACCAGCCUGUUCUAUCAGGAGCUAAAAAAUGGGAACGCAUCUCUCAGGCUGGACCAUAUCAAUCUGGAGGAUGCUGGCGAGUACACCUGCUCCAUCAGUACUCAGCUGGGCAGCCAAAAGAAAAGCUUUAAGAUGAACGUAGCAGCUUUUUAUCCUGAACCGCAGCUACACAUUUCACUGCUGAACAAAGGCCAUGUGGAGGUCCUGGUGACCUCUGAGGGUGGAUACCCCUCUCCCUCACUGCAGUGGCUGAUGGAAAAUGAGGAUGAUGUCACUAACAACACUCAUACUCAGCUCAGGCAGGAUAAAGACACACAGUUGUAUAGUGUGAACAGUAAACUGAACCUCACCGUCCCUGUGAACAUCUCCAUUACAUUCAUCCUGAAGAAUGAAGAACUGGGUCAGGAGAUGAGGAGGAACAUUGACCUCUUUGCACAAUAUGGAGACCUCAACAAAAAUGAACAAUCACUGAUCAUCUGCCUCUGCUUGCUUGGAUUUAUAGCUUUAACUGCUGUAAUAUUUUCAGUGAUGCUCUACAGAAAACAACAAAUGAAGAAAAAGCAGAAAUACCUAAGUGUGGAUGAUGGUUUAGGCUUGAGGACACAAAAAACAGAUUGUGGUGUUGCAGCGUAAAAUGUUGCAGGAACUCUUUUAACUACUUCAUUCCUACUAAUUAUUAACCUAGCUGGCUAGAUGUCAGACUGACUGUGUUAUACAUAAACCAGAGCAAAUCAUGAAGUUAGCUGGCCUACUUUCUAAAACUAAAGUGAACACAUCUGAAGCAGUAUAGCUAUGCAAAACAAGUUGCUAUGAUGACUGAGAUGUUCAGAUAUUGAACUGCUUUACUGAUAUUGUUAAGCCUGCGCAAAACCUGACGUUAGCUGGCUAACUCACUUAAAAUAAUACUGAACCAGUUUUACAAUAACUAUUAAGAUGGUGUAAAUCCCACUAAAGUUAGCUGGCUAACCUACAAAUCCCACUUGCUUGUGCAUCCAUCUGGGUUUCACGCCACCAAAAUGAAUGUUUUUUUUACCUCAUCUGUAGCCCAGUGGUUAGUAGGCUGGUAUCCUACUCAAACCAGGCACUUAAUUCUAAGGCUGCAAUCUCAUUGGCUGUCCAGGGGACACAACCUGUAACCAUAGGUGCCUCCUGGCUACACAGGGCGAACCUGUCACUAUGUUCCCGACCACCAAAAUCAGACUUGAUUCGACCACCAAAAUAAGGGUCUAUUCAAGUUUUGUUUUUAUUUUGUUGCUGGUCAAAUGAAAUACAUUCACGAGUAGAUUUUUAUUAUUACUUGUGGGUUGUGCGUUUUUUGUGUUUUUUUUUUUAAUUAAUUUAUUUAAAUAAUUCUGGUAUCCAGGUUACAUCUUUACUGUAUGACCAUGACUGUAAGUACCAUUCAUGAAGCUAUAAAAUAUAAUUUAAUUUAAAUAGUGUUUUGUUAAUUUAUUUUCUGCUAUUUGCACCAAAUUUGGUUCCACUGAACUUCCCUUUGCACAAUGCACAACAACCAUACUGAAGAGAUCUGCACAUCGAGCCAUUCCUUCUCCAGCACGAGUGAUCACGUUGACUUGAUUUUUACACCUUAGCAUGGAGGACCACACUACUCUUUCCAUUUUCCUUUGACAUUACCUUGACUACACCACCGCCAGGACUCAAUCUGGGCUAUUGAUCUGAGUAUUAGACUGCGGGGCCACCAGAGCCCCAGGAAACUUUUUAAAGGCCUGUUAUACAAAGACGGCUGAUUAAAACAGAGGAUUUUAAAUUGAACCACUGUACUAUUUAAAGUUUUAUUUAUCUUUCAUUACACUGGUGCAGCUUUGAAAAUUUGUAUCAUUUUAUAUAAUAAUUUAAUAAAAGCAAAUGUGUAUGUCCUGUUCAGCAGCUUAAAUUUCAAUAUGAUGGUUAUUAAUAUAAAACCUAGUGUUUGCUGCAGCGGGAUGUUCUGUAUUAUUAUGUUUACUGUUUACAUGAUAGAUGAAACUUGAUUUAAUGUGCAAUCAUGAUAAAAUUAAUUUAUUCUCUUGGUUCAUCUUAAACCUUCAUUCAGUAGUGUUGAUUCACUCGUGUUUAUUCUGAAUAUUUUAUGACAUUUAUAAAAA